UUAAUAAAAUAUGUAAACGAACAGGUAUCGCCGAUAAGAUCGUUAGCGGUGCGAUAUGUUUUGCAUUCGAUUUCACAAUGAAUAACACACGUUCCUUACUGAAAACAUGGUGUUCAACUAGACGUAGCGUUAUCGUUUGAUCCUCACCGGCGUUGCAAGUUAAUUGCUCAGAGGAGUUCGGACGGGCAUUAAAACCUGCAAUUAGAUGAGUGGAACUAUCAGUAGCAUCCUAUAAAGUUACAUUUAAAUUAAACGAACGCUGUGCUGACGGAUUUGAGUGCUUGUUUUAAGAUUGGAUUUAGUCUGUGUCAUUAAGAGGUGACAUUUGUGCAGCUAAUGAUGAAAAUGGCGAGGCAGGACGCCAUCUUUGUUGUUUGUUUUGUUACCAUGGUAACGACAAGUUUGGCAUUUGACCUAACCAUUCUUCACACAAACGACGUACACGCGAGAUUCGAACAGUUCAACAAAUACGGUUCAGAUUGUAGCGAGAAAGAGGUCGGAAGUGGCCAGUGUUAUGGGGGCGUUGCUAGGCGACUGACGAAGCUUAACGAGAUACGUCGUAGUCAUAGAAAUGUGCUUCUUUUAGACGCUGGUGACCAGUUUAUGGGUACACUGUGGUUCUUCCUCUAUAAGGGGAUGGCCGCUGCUCAUUUUAUGAAUAAACUUGGAUAUGACGUCAUGGCGCUUGGUAAUCAUGAGUUUGAUCUGGGUGUCGAGGAGCUUGCACGAUUUCUGGAUAACGUAACUCAUGACGUCAUCAGCAGUAACAUUGACGUCACAAGGGAGUCCCUGCUGCAGGAGAAAAUCAAUAAAAGCGUGAUCAAGACUAUUGGAGGACAACGAAUAGGCAUUAUAGGAUACACAACACAAGAGACCGUGUUUAUUUCCGCUCCAGGCCCGACCUUGACCUUCAAUGACGAAAUCGCCAGCAUCCGGUACGAGGUGGCUGUUCUGCAGGCCGCAGGCGUCAACAAGAUUAUCGCCCUCGGUCACGCCGGUCAUACGUUGGACAAGGAGAUCGCAAAGAUUGACGGCAUUGACGUCGUCGUCGGCGGUCACACCGACACAUUCCUAUACACGGGAACACCCCCGUCGAAUGAAAGUCCCGUCGACGUAUACCCUGUUGUCGUUCAGCAGCCCCAGGGGGGUCGGGCACUCGUGGUGCAGGAUUACACGUUUGGAAAGUACCUCGGGUAUCUUAACGUCACUUUUGACGUCAACGGCGCCGUCACUAGUUACGGCGGUAAUCCGAUUCUUCUAGACGCAAGUGUACCGGAAGACCCCGGUUUGCUUGUGGAAGUGGCCACCUGGCGUUUGGAUGUGGACGCGCUUAAAACUAAUGUCAUCGGUGAAACUGUAGUGACGUUGGAUGGUCGACGCGAAAUCUGUCGACUGCGAGAAUGCAACCUUGGUAACCUGAUGGCGGACGCUAUGGUGGACUAUUACGCAAAAGGCUUCAACCACGCCAAUACCACGUGGGCCCUGUCCGCUAUUGCUAUGAUGAACAGCGGUGGCAUCCGCGCUUCUAUCAAGAAAGGUAACAUCACCACUGGGAACGCAAACACCGUUCAGCCGUUCCAGAACGAGGUGGACCUGAUCAGUGUGACGGGCGCAAACCUCCGUGAGCAGCUCGAGUGGAGCGUGGGGGAGUACAACCCCGUGGAUGCGCAUGGCAGGUUCAUGCAGUUUUCAGGUUUACAUGUAACAUAUAACCUCCUAAAGCCCUCCAUGCAUCGUGUGGUCGACGUACAGGUGCGUUGCCUUGAGUGUGACAUACCGAAUUACUCCCCGUUGAAGGACGACGCCAUUUAUCCAAUUCUUCUACCAGCAUUCAUCGUCGGUGGCGGAGACGGCUUUAAUUUUCAGCCCAUAGAGCAUCUGCCAUUAAACACUUUGGAUGUUGAGGUUACCAUGUCAUACCUGGCGAAACACGCUCCAGUUUACCCUAGCGUGGAGGGCCGGAUACGAUUCCAGACACCAAGCGGUCCGACGACUUCCGGUACUGACGGAAUUGUUAGUGGAAUGACGCCUAUGGCGUUGCUUUUGACAUUAUGUUCAUAUUUUCUUUCUUGAUUCUGUUUUAAGGGAUGGAGUUAGUUACACUUUUAUCGUUUCCUUAUAUUUUCAAGCAGUUUCUGUUUGUCGUGUAUACACAUAUUGUACAAUCGGUUUAAUUCCGGUUGCUGACUUCGUGAUUGGCUUGUAUUUUUGAAUUCUUACAUCUUGUGGUGCAUUUUUCUAUGUAACGUCUGUAUGCUAGAUGUAUAUAUUUAGUUGUACGUAUUUUCCGAUGAAAAAAAUCAUAUAUCGUGCUUUGGAGCUCCUCCUUUUCUUAGCGCCAACUCCUUAGCAUUGGUUCAGUCUUUAGUGGAAGAAUGUUUAGGAUCUAUUUGAUCAACUAGAGUUCCAAUAUCUUCGUUUAUUUAUAAAGUAAUAUAUGUUGAAAGUUAUCAUUUUAUUUCGUUAACGAUUACAUUUGUUUGCUCGUCACCCAGGCAACAUACAUUUGCUUUAUAAACUGAACCAUGUCGCAAUUCAUAACGGUCCUUACGUUUUCAAAUAUGUUAUAAUUUUAUGUUUCUGUCCAUUUGUUGAUUUAAUGGUGUUGAAUCGCACUACAUUACUCCAGGUCAAUAACUGCCGUUUUAAACGUAACUAGUGAGAUUAGCAAUGUACACAUUAUGCUGUUAGUAGGGACUGUUCAAUUACGUACAUGUUUGUUAAGGCUUUUAGCAUGUGUUUGUUUUCUUUAAGGAUUUGACAUUUAUCCUUAAAUCGUAUUUAACUAUCUGUUGUUUUUUUAUGAUUUGAAUAUACAUGUAUUGACAUAUUUGCUCUAUAAACCCCUAAAUGGAAAUUCCGAUUUUUUUUGAACGUCCAAAAAAUAGUAAUGUUCUUUGUCGUUACAAAACACAUAUACUCGAAUGCAUCUUCAAUGCAUCUUUGAUGAAGAAGGAUAAUGUAAUGGAUAUACAUUUUAAUAAAAUUAAUAAAUAGA
Molecule: messenger RNA, 2998 nt
Organism: Dreissena polymorpha
Lineage: Eukaryota; Metazoa; Mollusca; Bivalvia; Myida; Dreissenidae
Product: 5'-nucleotidase-like
Exons: 10
Coding region: 337-2073 (578 amino acids)
Biological process (GO): nucleotide catabolic process
Molecular function (GO): nucleotide binding; hydrolase activity, acting on ester bonds; metal ion binding
Source: RefSeq, a predicted model, not a curated record